AUGCCGGUCACAGCAAUUAAUGUUAAUGAAUUGAAGCCUGUAUUAGUCAGGAGUGAGAUCACUUCAGAUUUCCAAGCAACCCAGAGAAUCACCUACCGCAUUUCUGGAGUAGGAAUUGAUCAGCCCCCUUUUGGAAUCUUUGUUGUCGAUCCAAACACUGGUGACAUUAACAUCACAGCCAUAGUUGAUCGAGAAGUAACCCCAAGCUUCCUGAUCACAUGUCGUGCACUGAAUGCCUUGGGACAAGAUGUAGAGAAACCACUUAUACUAACAGUCAGAAUUUUAGAUGUCAAUGAUAAUCCUCCAGUGUUUUCCCAAACCAUAUUCAUGGGGGAAAUAGAAGAAAACAGUGCUUCAAACUCACUGGUGAUGAUACUAAAUGCCACCGAUGCAGAUGAACCAAACCAUUUGAACUCUAAAAUUGCCUUCAAAAUCAUCUCCCAGGAGCCUGGAGGCAUGCCCAUGUUCCUCAUAAGCAGAAACACUGGAGAAGUCCGCACCCUCACCAGCUCGCUUGAUCGAGAGCAAGUUAGCAGCUACCAUCUGGUUGUGAGUGGUGCAGAUAAAGAUGGAGAGGGACUAUCAACCCAAUGUGAAUGCAGUAUUAAAGUGAAAGAUGUCAACGAUAACUUUCCCAUGCUUACAGACUCUCAGUAUUCAGCAAAUAUCCAGGAAAAUACUUUAAAUGCUGAGUUACUUCGAUUUAAAGUAACAGACUGGGAUGAAGAAUACACAGACAAUUGGCUGGCUGUAUAUUUCUUUACCUCUGGAAAUGAAGGGAACUGGUUUGAAAUAGAAACUGAUCCCAGAACUAAUGAAGGCAUCUUGAAAGUAGUGAAGGCUCUCGAUUAUGAACAAGCCCAACGCAUGCAAUUUAGUAUUGCGGUCCGAAACAAAGCUGAAUUUCACCAGUCAAUCAUCUCCAAGUAUCAAGUACAGUCCACUCCAGUCACUAUUCAAGUCAUAAAUGUAAAAGAAGGAAUCUCAUUCCGUCCUACUUCUAAGACAUUCACUGUGCAAAAAGGCAUAAGUGGUAAAAAAUUGAUUGGUUAUACCCUGGGAGCAUAUCAAGCCAUCGAUGAGGAAACUGGUAAAGCUGCCACAUCUGUCAGAUAUGUCAUGGGUCGAAACAAUGGUGGUUUACUAAUUAUUGAUCCAAAAACUGCUGAAAUCAAAUUUGUCAAAAACAUUGAUCGAGAUUCUACUUUCAUAGUUAACAGGACUAUCACCGCUGAGGUUCUAGCCAUAGAUGAAAAUACAGGUAAAACUUCUACAGGCACAGUGUAUGUGGAAGUACCCAGUUAUAAUGAAAACUGCCCAUCAGUAGUCCUGGAAAAGCAAGAAAUCUGCAGUUCAUUACCUUCUGUGACUGUCUCAGCUAGAACCCUUGACAGGAGUAAAUACAGCGGCCCCUACACAUUCUCCCUGGAGGAGCAGCCUGUAAAGUUGCCAGCUAUAUGGAGUAUCACAACACUCAAUGACACCUCAGCACUGCUCAGAGCCCAGCAACAGAUCUCCCCUGGAGUGUACACAGUUCCUCUUGUGAUUACGGACAAUCAGAACAGGCAGUGUGAGAUGCCAGAAAGCUUGACUCUGACAGUAUGUCAGUGUGAUGAAAGAGGUGCCUGUGGAAAAGCAGACCCAAGCAGAGAACUUAGGAACCCAUCAACCUGGAGACUGGGGCCUGCUGCUAUUGGCUUGAUCCUUCUGGGGCUCUUGAUGUUGCUGUUGGCCCCUCUUCUGCUGCUGACCUGUGAUUGUGGGACAGGUCCCAUUGGGGGUGCGACAGGUGGUUUUGUACCAGUUCCUGAUGGUUCUGAAGGCACAAUUCAUCAGUGGGGAAUUGAAGGAGCCCAACCCGAAGACAAGGAAAUGACAAAUAUCUGUGUGCCACCUAUCACAACCAAUGGAGCAGAUUUUAUAGAAAGUUCUGACAUUUGCACCAACACAUAUGCUGGCGGGACAGUGAUGGAAGGAGCUUCCGGAAUGGAACUAACCACCAAGCUGGGAGCAGCCACUGGAUCUGGAACUACUGGAGGAUUUGGAGAAGCUUCUGGACUUGGCCCCUGCCCAUUAGGAAUGUCAGGAACCAUGAGAACAAGGCGUUCCACUGGAGGAACCAUGAAGGAUUAUGCCGAUGGGUCCAUAAACAUGAAUUUCCUAGAUUCCUACUUUUCUCGGAAAGCAUUUGCCUGUGCAGAGGAAGAAGAUAUCCAGGAAGCCAGUGACUGCUUGCUGAUCUAUGACAACGAAGGCCUGGAUGAUGCCCCAGGUUCUCCUGUAGGCUCGCUGGGUUGUUGCAGUUUUAUUGCUGAUGACCUGGAUGAUAGCUUCUUGGACUCUCUUGGCCCUAAAUUUAAAAAACUUGCAGAGAUCAGUCUUGGUAUUGAUGACGAAGCCAAACAAGCUCCGCUGCCUUCUAAAGACAGUGGCUCUGGAGUUGAUCGCUGUGGGAGGCCCCUAGAUGUCCAGCAGUCAGGAGCAGAUAGGUGCCAGACCCUGCCUGGUGAUGUCCAGCAGUCAGGAGCAGAUAGGUGCCAGACUCUGCCUGGCAGUCAAAGAGCUUCUGCUCUGUCCGUUUCUGGGUCUGUUCAACCAGUCAUAGCCAUCCCUGACCCUUUGCUACAUGGUAAUUACAUGGUAUCAGAGACUUACUCAGUUUCUGGGUCCUAUGUGCAACCCACCACUGCAGUCUUUGAUCCCCUUAGCACACAAAAUGUAAGAGUGACAGAAAGGGUAGUUUGCCCCAUUUCCAGUGUUCCAACUGAGCUACGAGGGUCACACACUAUGCUCUAUUCAGAAGAGCCUUGCUCUCACCUAUGA
Molecule: messenger RNA, 2823 nt
Organism: Dipodomys ordii (Ord's kangaroo rat)
Lineage: Eukaryota; Metazoa; Chordata; Mammalia; Rodentia; Heteromyidae
Gene: Dsg3
Product: desmoglein 3
Exons: 15
Coding region: 1-2823 (940 amino acids)
Biological process (GO): homophilic cell-cell adhesion
Cellular component (GO): plasma membrane; desmosome
Molecular function (GO): calcium ion binding
Source: RefSeq, a predicted model, not a curated record